This is a messenger RNA of Symsagittifera roscoffensis, 1000 nucleotides long. RefSeq lists its product as uncharacterized. Bases 216 to 932 code for a protein of 238 amino acids. Lineage: Eukaryota; Metazoa; Xenacoelomorpha; Acoela; Convolutidae. The transcript has 4 exons. The record is from RefSeq and is a predicted model, not a curated record.
UUUGUUAGAACGGCCACUGCUGUGUGAUCUUUGCAAACAGAAUAUUUCAAGCGAUCUGCCUUUACUUGGUGUAACUCCACGUCAAAUCAAUAAAACACUUGGCAUGCCUUACUCAAUUAAACUUCGACAAUCCUAUUGUUUUUGAUAACUUAUUCAUUGCUUUGAAUUUUGAGUUCUACGAAAACUAAAAUUACCUUUUUUUCUCUGCUGGAGGAAUGGAUUUCAAACUGUGUGCAAGUUGCUUCAAGGAGGUUGACAAAGACAAGGAGCUCUACUUAGACGGAGAGCAAAACUAUUAUCACCCUUCUUGUGUGACAUGCUCCAACAUCGAAUUCUGUCAUCAGAGAAAGUCCGAAAGCGAAGAGGAUGAAGGCAGUUCGUCGGAAAUGUUCACGUGUGACAACAAGUGGUACUGCUCCGACUGCUACGAGAACAUACAAGCUACACGCAACUGCUUCGUCUGCUCCUUUCUCAUACUGGACACAGAACAGUCAGUGGUUUUUGACACUUGGGUUGCAGACCAGAGAAAAACUGCGACAUUGGCUGAAGCUACACAAAAUGAAGAUUCAAACAGCAGACUAACCAGUACUGCCGAAAGUGUGUCAACCGAAUCUUCCGAUCAGACUUGCGAUGACACUCCAGGCACUCAAUUUAAUUCAACUCGCCAGAUAUUCAUUCACUUGAGUUGUUUUAAAUGCUGCGUGGUCGAUUGCCCUAAGCCGUGGAUUUCAACAUGUACCCAAGAUUUCUAUGUGAGUCAUAAUACGGACGAGCUUUUCUGCCUUUUGUGCUUCAAGAAAGUUUUCGGCCGAAUGCCAAUCGGAACCGUGAACAGAAAAUUCGGUAAAUCUCUCGAAAGGAAAAAAUCUUUCGGAAAGCAGCCAAAUCCGAUGUUCAUAGCCAAAACUUUGGAAGCAGAUGACAUGCUGUAGAAUUCAAACGUGUUAAUCCAAUUAUCUCAGUUCGGUAAAAAAAAACACUUUAAUUUAAAUCUGAACAA